Messenger RNA from Oncorhynchus kisutch (coho salmon), 5567 nucleotides. RefSeq names its product A-Raf proto-oncogene, serine/threonine kinase (gene araf). Gene Ontology annotation, molecular function: MAP kinase kinase kinase activity; ATP binding. The record is from RefSeq and is a predicted model, not a curated record. Gene Ontology annotation, biological process: protein phosphorylation; MAPK cascade. Lineage: Eukaryota; Metazoa; Chordata; Actinopteri; Salmoniformes; Salmonidae. Gene Ontology annotation, cellular component: mitochondrion; cytosol. The coding region runs from base 208 to 2043 and encodes 611 amino acids. The transcript has 16 exons.
UGAGAAUGGCCCAAUACAGAGCGUGCAUCACGGAGGUGUUCCGCUUUCCCAGAAAUACUUGACAGAUUCUACUUCAGAUUGAGAGAAUUCAAGAUGGCUGCUUCAGGUUCCAGGUAAGGGCUCACUCCCCCGGAUCCCCAGUGCAUGAAGUUCUCCUGUUGUUGAAGGAUCUCCGUGCUGCUUCCCUUGCUCUUCCUGCCUGUCAUUAUGUCCUCAAACUCUUCCUCCUGCUCCUCCUCGGGAGAGACAAGUCCAGAGGAUGUGCCCCGAGGUGGGGGCACCAUCCGUGUCUUCCUCCCCAAUCAACAGAGGACCGUGGUGAAUGUUCGCCCUGGGCAGACCGUUUAUGACAGUUUGGAUAAAGCCCUUAAAGUAAGGGGCCUGAGCCAGGACUGUUGCGCUGUGUUUCGACUCCUAGAAGGUCGCAAGAGACUAACUGAUUGGAACACUGACAUCACCCCGCUGGUAGGAGAAGAGCUUCUGGUGGAGGUGUUGGAUGAUGUCCCCCUCACCAUGCAUAACUUUGUACGAAAAACCUUCUUUAAGUUGGCCUAUUGUGACUUUUGUCACAAGUUUCUGUUCAACGGCUUCAGAUGUCAGACAUGCGGCUACAAGUUUCACCAGCACUGCAGCAGCAAGGUCCCCACUGUGUGUGUGGACAUGGACACUAUAACAAAACGGUGCACACCUAAUCCUUGCCCAGAUGAGUACCCUCAGAUAUCCAUACUGUUGCCAGACAACUCCAUAUCCCAGAGCGACAUAGCCUUAACCCCGGAUCCUUCUGGGCACGGACUACUGUCGCCAACCUCGGCCUUCCGGUUUCCUCUGCCAGGUGGAGAUGGUCAGUCUCUACAGAGGCAUCGGUCCACCUCCACCCCCAAUGUCCACAUGGUCAGCACCGUAGGCCCUGCCGGUGUCAGCAUCAUAGAGGAUGCGUUAAAAUUACAAAACAAUACAAUGGUUCCUGAACCAUCACCCAAAACCUCUACCAGCCCGCCCUCCCUGGGCUCCCCUGGCAGGAGACCCCCCAAAUCCCCCUCCGAGCACAAGGAGCGCAAGCCCUCCUCAUCUGAUGACAAAAAGAAAGUGCACCGUGGCGGCUAUAGAGACUCAAGUUACUACUGGGAGGUCCACUCGCGAGAAGUCUCCAUCCAGAAAAGGAUAGGUGCAGGCUCCUUUGGGACUGUCUUCAAGGGCAAGUGGCACGGCGACGUGGCCAUCAAGAUCCUCAAAGUGACAGAGCCAACACCUGAGCAGUUGCAAGCCUUUAAAAAUGAAAUGCAAGUGCUACGAAAGACACGCCACGUCAACAUUCUGCUGUUCAUGGGCUUCAUGACUAAGCCUAACUUUGCCAUCAUCACACAGUGGUGUGAGGGCAGCAGCCUGUACCGCCAUCUGCACGUCUCUGAGACCAAGUUUGAGACCAUGCGUCGCAUCGACGUGGCCAGGCAGACGGCACAGGGCAUGGAUUAUCUUCAUGCCAAGAAUAUAAUUCAUCGAGACCUGAAAUCAAACAACAUCUUCCUCCAUGAGGGCUGGACUGUGAAGAUCGGGGACUUUGGGCUGGCAACGGUGAAGUCUCGAUGGAGUGGCUCUGAGCAGGUAGAACAGCCCAGCGGCUCCAUUCUGUGGAUGGCUCCUGAGGUGAUCCGGAUGCAGGACGCCAACCCUUACACGUUCCAGUCAGACGUGUACGGCUACGGGGUGGUGCUGUUUGAGCUGAUGUCGGGGACUCUGCCUUAUUCCCAGAUUAACAACCGAGACCAGAUACUCUUUAUGGUUGGGCGUGGCUACUUGUCUCCAGACCUCAGUUUGCUGUCCAGUAGCUCACCCAAGUCCAUGAAGAGGCUCAUCAUUGACUGCUUGAAGUUCAAACGUGAUGAGAGGCCCCUCUUUCCGCAGGUCAUGUUAGGCAUUGAGCAGGUCCAGGACCUGUUGCCAAAAAUCGAGCGGAGUGCCUCGGAGCCCUCCCUCCACCGGGCUGUCCAUGCGGAGGAACUGAACCCACUCCUGUUCCACACCACUCGGCUGAUGCCACUGUGAGCUCUGCUAAGCCAGGCCCAGGAGUUGUCUGUCCUUCUGUCUGAGGAAAGAGACCAUCACCACUGACGUCAACGCUGGCUGCAUUACUCCCAUGAGAGCGAGUCCACAGACAGCUGCCCAUCCAAACACCCCCAGGGCUGUGUCCCAAAUGGCACUCUUCCCUCCAUAGUGCACUACUUUUGACUCGAGUUCUAUGGGCCCCGGUCAAGGUAAUGUAGUAUAAGGUGAAUCGGCUGCUGUUUCGGACGCAACCCAGCAUUCCCCUUCCUCUGGCACUGGUUGGGGGCUCCUACAGACAACACCACCACCACCAAAUGUAACCCUUCCUCACGCCGACACUCCACAGCACAUCACAACCCCCUGAGCCCUCAGACUCUCCCUACUACACAUCAGAACCACACAGCUUCCCUCCCUCUCCUCACAGGCCUAGACACACUGGAACACAUGCUGGCCUGGCCAGGUCAGGUCAGAACCCCUACAUUCCUAUACUGUCACUCUACUGGCCAGGCCAUGUCAGAACCCCUACAUUCCUAUACUGGCCUGGCUAUGGAUUUCUCAAUGCUGCUUUUAAGUGUGGGACGCCAGACUUUGUAGUCGUAUCAUAAUGACGUCAGUGUUUUGCGCUUUUGAGUGCAAGUGAUGAAAGAGAAAUGCUUACAGAACAACAAUGGCAUGCACAGAAGAUGACUUUCACUUGGUUGUUGUGACCAUAUUUUAAGUUAUUGGUCCUUUUGGUCCCAUAAUGGUUUUGGUAAAUCAUUGUGUCGUCGUGCAGUCUUAGGAUAUGACCAUGAAUAAGCUGCUAUACAACAUGGAUUUGAAAUGCCACUGUCAAAGACAAGCCGUUUGGGACUCAAGUUAACGGCGGCAUCAAAUGUGUACGGCACCAUUUUAAUAGACACAGCAGGGUCGUAUUUAGUAGUGCACACCAAAGCAAAACUUUUUGCAACUGAAAUACGAGAACACAAGCUUCUUAUUGGACAUGGUUAGGUAGUCCCUCCCUGUUUCAGUCCAUUUUCUUUCAUUUGGUGCCUAGUUAAUAUGACCCAGACCCGUAUAAACCUUUGCAUUGUUUCCAGUGAAUACAUAGGCUAGUCUAGCCCAGAGGCCUUCUGUAUGGCCUGAAACCUGUAGUCUUAACAAGUAAAGAGUAUUCUCAAUGCUUUACAUGCUUAAAGUCAGCUUGACUCUACAUUGCACCAUGGACAAGCACUUGUGCUAGCAAAUCUGGUUAAAACAAGCUGCCUUAUAUGUAGUUGCUUUUUGCUCAUUGUGACACAUGAAGCUUACUCAUUGUGAAUCACGUGACACCUAGUUUAUCUGAAUCCUGCUUUCAAUAUAACUUUUAUGGGGGUAUAAUAACUUGAAAAUGUCAAUGUUUGGAACAUUGUUUGUUUUCUUAAUUCCUGAUUGUAGUAGCUUUUACACUUUGACUGGCCUUUAGGAAAUGGUAGCCUUUAACUUAAAUGAAUGACUUCUCCUCUUCCUGCUUCCUAUUGCUUUCGAUUGUGGGUUGCUACUUCAAUUGAGUGUUGCACCUAGUGAAAGAUGGUUGGUUGCUUGCUUGGUAUUAACAUUGAUUAGCCUAUUGCCCUCAGACUCAACUCUGGACCUCGAAGCCAGUUCCACUGGGUUUUUCUUUCAUUGUUCCCCUCUAAUCAGGGACUGAUUUAGACCUGGGACACCAGGUGGGUGUAAUUAAGGUAGGACAGAAAACCAGCAGGCUCCAGACGUGGUAGGGUAAGAGUUGAAUACCCCCGGCCUAUUGGUUUCCUCCUCCUGUCAGUGAAAGUGCAUUGAUGGUUAUUUUGAGUGAGGCUUGUUCAAUUGAUACUAAGUAGAUUGCUCCAUGGUGCAACUGGGAUGGGAUGACUGUUAUUUUGCUGCGUACUGGUUACAACGAGGGGCAGAUUUGAAUCAUCAAUGGUAACUUGUUCUUUUUUUUGUGUGUCAUGCUUAAUUUGAACUAAUCGUAACUGUGAUUUUAACCCAUAAGGGUCUGUUGUUUUUGGUCUUAUGUAUGCUGGAAAUGGCUUGGACAGUAGAGGGCGUGAUUUUGUAAUACCUUAUUUGACAUGAUCAAUUUAAACUAGUGCAGAGUCUAUUGUGGGGUGAUGGUUACUGAACAAACAAUAACUGACAGGUUUCUUUUUUUUUUUUUUACUAUAAAAAGCAGAGUUUUUAACCUAGAUGUUUUAAAGAGGGGCUGGGUACCCUAUUGUUAUUUACUCAUUCCAAUUAUGUUGGGUUGUGUGAAUAGGUUUGACUUGGAGAUUUUGUUAGACAAGGGUUUGUGAAAGACUACAUUUCUCAUCUUAUUUAUUGAUGUUAUUGUCAUUGCAGAUGGUGGUGUGAUAAAUCUGCUGUCAUGGACCUUUUGGUGGAUUAAAUGUUUACUGAGUGAUAAGAGAUCACUCUUUGCAGCAUUUAAAUCAUGGCUGGUUUGGGUUCUCUAACCUAACGGAAUGUACUUUCAAGACAUGGUACUGUCUCAAACUACUCUAAUUGAGCUUCAGAUUUUUGAUACUCUGUGUCAUGCACGUGCAUUUAAUUAGCUUUUGAUUGCAUUACAUUUUCACCCGUGGCCGUAGUGAGCACUGCAUUAUUUACUGGGGUGGAAUGUGGUGUAUAUACCCGCCCUAAUGCAGAUUUAGUAUCCUCCUGAGACUUGGGCUACAUUGUCGUUUACCCUCCUCUGGUCAGACCCAGGAAAUAUGGAAUGUCAUUAAAGUGGCAUUUAUACUGUUAUUAAUGCAAUAUGCAGCAAAAGAAAGAAAAAGACAUGGAAAAUCAGUUUUUGAAGAUAUUGCACAUCAAACAUUCAUUUGUCCCAGGUGUAGGUCAUACACAAAUAAUUGAAUAGCCCAAAGGCUUUAGAAUGAAACACAUCUUUCCAAAUGAAAUCCCUUUUAUAGACCUGAGUUUCUGUUAAAGUAUCCAGUGCAUUUACAGGUGUCCAUGAUGCAGGAAUAGUCUCGCUUCUUAUGUUUGGUGGCAUUGCUUUACCAUAAUGGCAGUCGGUUUCUGCUGAAUUGAGUACAUUUGUUACUCAGAGGGAUUCUGGUUUCUUUAAUGACCUCCCUAUUAAAUAAGGAAAAUAUGUCACUUGGGGAAGAUAUCUUAACAUUUCAGUUUAGUCAAAUGCAUCUCCCUCUCUCUUCCAAAGAGGAUAUUGUUUCUUCUGUUGUGUUCAGAGAGGAGGACAAAAGUGCCACAGUUACUGACAUUUUGUACAAGUUAAAUAUAAAGAAAUUGACCUCCCCUGAAAUCGACUGCGCUAAAGGCAUGACAUCACAUUGAAGAUAGCAGUUGCUGUGCUUCAGACACCGGGUAAUUACAGGGGUAGCGUGGGGAAACAAACCGGGCUCAUUUAACAGCUGUCAUAUUUCAGAGCAGUAAAGAGAACAAAUGAUCUGUGUCGGAGUAGUUUUGCAUAUCUAGGUGAAUCGCAAUAAUUGUGUGUAUAGUUUCUGAGGUAUCAGGGGUGUUCAGUUUGCAAUAAAUGGUAUAUUCUGCUGUGUACA